AAGAGCCUAUUUGGGCGCUAUUUCGAAGCCACGGCGAGUGGGUUCUGAGAAAGAUGUUUGGGUUCUUUGAAGGGUGGCAGGAGAAUCCUAUUUCCCGGAACUAUGUCUUGCUCUCCGGCACCCACGAGCCCACCAAGGAGCACUCGCAACUUAUAGCUGAUGUCAAGACCAAGCUCACAAACAUGGGCAUUCGCAGCUUCGUGGAUUUGGAGGCCACUCCUCGCGUGGCUGAGCAGAUCGGUCUUGCUGGUGCCAGAGCCAUCGUGACAUUCUGCAGCACUGAGUAUGGCAAGAUGGAUUCAGGCUAUGAAGAACUUCAGUUUUCCCUCAAGAACUCCGAAUGCGCCCACAUUCCAGUGAAGCUCAGCCAGAAGACCGAUGUGGACCACAGCGACCAGCGAACACAGACAUCGGCCUGGGACAUUGCCAACCAUAUUCAGGUGAGUCUCUCGAAAGAGGACCUUCUGGCCGUCCAGUUGCCGCCGCCCCACGUAGGCGGCGGUGAGGGCUACCACGGAGCAAGACCAAGGGCAUGUACAAGACACAGUCUGAGUCGCAGGGAUCGUCGUGCCUGCAGCUUGCAUCAGAUUUGAGAUGCUCCUGCUGGAUCCGCCUGAGCAAAGAAAAAGAAGAACUGCCGCAUUCAUUUGGGAGUUGGUCAACACUGCCACCAGGCAAUUAAUGGUCAUUAAAUUCACAGAAACAGAGAAAAUCAUCACUGCACUGAAAAAUGCUCACUGUAAGAGUGAUGAAUCAUGACAGUUCCCCAAAGACCGUUCCAAGGAAAAUUAAAAGGAGAACCAACUACUGUAAGACCCAUCAUCCGGGGAGACCCCCAUUGGUCGUCUCCAUGGGUCUCCCACCCCAAAGAGUUUUUUACACACGCCCUGAAAAUUCCUGGUGGUCAAC
Durusdinium trenchii is the source of this 909-nucleotide messenger RNA. The record is from the annotation of a GenBank genome assembly. NCBI's taxonomy places the organism in Eukaryota, Dinophyceae, Suessiales, Symbiodiniaceae.